AUGAAACGUGUAAAUAACGAACAAUCUGUAAGGGGAAAAGACGAUACGAAUGAAGCAAAAAAAAAGGCAAAAAUUAUUUCACCAAAUUUUAUUCAACUUGAUAUACCUCAAGCAGAAGUUUUAUAUUAUUCCUCAAUAUUCUCACCAGAAAUAUGCUUUAAAUAUUAUCAAGAACUAAGCUCACUUCCAUAUUGGACGCGACCUACGUUUAAAAUAUUUGGUCGUCCCGCAAAAGCUGCUCGACAAACGUGUUCUUUUGGUUCUUAUCCUAAUAAAGUUUAUAAAUAUUCUGGAACCACAGCUGGUGUUGAUUCUAUUGAAUACCCUCCUUCAAUUAAGGAAAUCAAAGAAAAAAUUGAAGAUAUUUUAAAUACCCAAUUUAAUUUUGUUUUAUUAAAUUGGUAUAAAGAUGGACAAGAUUCUAUUGGUGAUCAUUGUGAUAAUGAAAAAGGUUUAGUAAAAUUUGGCGUUAUCGCUUGCGUUAGUUUAGGUGCUAAAAGAACUUUUAUGGAACAACUCAACAAUAUUGGAAACAUUCAAUUCCCAAAGAAAAAUCAAUUAGAGAAGGAAGAAUCAGUUUAA
Funneliformis geosporum is the source of this 582-nucleotide messenger RNA. NCBI's taxonomy places the organism in Eukaryota, Fungi, Glomeromycota, Glomeromycetes, Glomerales, Glomeraceae. The record is from the annotation of a GenBank genome assembly.